CACUCAUCAAGAUGGAAAGCUCAGACUCUAGUGAUAAAGGAAAUAUUGAUCAAUCAGAAGCACAACGUCAGAGUCAGCUAGAUCGGUUAGAUCGAGAAGAAGCUUUCUAUCAGUUUGUAAACAACCUGAGUGAAGAGGACUACAGGCUUAUGAGAGAUAACAAUUUGCUAGGAACACCAGGUGAAAUUACUGAAGAAGAGUUGCUGAGAAGGCUACACCAAGUUAAAGAAGGUCCGCCACAGCAAAACAGUGAUGAGAAUAGAGGUGCAGAGUCCGCAGAAGAUGUUUCAAAUGGAGAUUCUAUAAUAGACUGGCUUAAUUCAGUCCGACAGACUGGAAAUACAACACGAAGUGGGCAGCGAGGAAACCAGUCUUGGAGAGCAGUGAGCCGGACUAACCCAAAUAGUGGUGACUUCAGAUUCAGUUUGGAAAUAAAUGUCAACCGUAAUAAUGGGAACACAAAUCCAGAAACUGAGAAUGAGCCAUCUGUAGAGCCUUCCAGUGGGGAGGAUUUGGAAAACAGCCAAAGUGACUCUGAAAUUCCAAGGUCUGAAUCACCAUCCGUAAGGCAGCCUGGAUCAGAAAGGAGCACUUCAGAGGAGCUAACAACUGAGGAAGCUUCCCUUCCUAGAGGGCAGAGGAGAGCAAGAAGUAGGAGUCCAGAACAGCGGAGAACGCGGGCUAGGACUGAUAGAAGUAGGUCACCUAUUAAUCCAGUGAGUGAGACUCCUCGCAGGUCUCACCACAAUACAUCAUCUCAAACACUUGACCACUCCUCAGUGAAUGAAGCUGAGGGAAGCUCUAGAACUAGGCAGCAUGUGACAUUAAGGCAGCAUACAGUGGGGACUGAGAUGCCAAGUGAAAACGCAGUUCUGUUUUCAACCCCUGAAACAAGACCUGUUCCUCAAGCAGCAGGUUCUUCAGAAACUAACGGCACCAGUGAGUCUGCAGCUCCUGGGCAGAGGCCUCCUACCAUAGUACUCGAUCUUCAGGUGAGAAGAGUUCGUCCAGGAGAAUAUCGGCAAAGAGACAGCAUAGCCAACAGAACUCGGUCGAGGUCCCAGACACCGAACAACACAGUCACUUACGAAAGUGAACGGGGAGGGUUUAGGCGCACAUUUUCACGUUCAGAACGGGCUGGAGUGAGAACUUACGUCAGUACCAUUAGGAUUCCUAUCCGUAGGAUCUUAAACACAGGCUUGAGUGAGACUACAUCAGUUGCUAUUCAGACUAUGCUAAGGCAGAUAAUGACAGGCUUCGGAGAGCUGAGUUACUUCAUGUAUAGUGAUAGUGAUGCAGAUCCUAGUGGCCCAACUCCAAAUCAGAACGUGGAUGCUUCUGAGCCACAGAACGGAGGUGGUGGUACUUCAAGCAAUGAAAGUACAGAUGUUAGCUCAGGGGAGGUGUAUGAAGGUGGUAAUGAAGGUGGUUCAACGUCUGGUGCCAGACGGGAAGGUCGGAAUACGAGGGGAUCGGUCACAUUUGAAGAAAGUGGUUCUCUACCAUUCCUUAGCCUAGCACAAUUUUUCCUACUAAAUGAAGAUGAUGAUGACCAACCAAGAGGACUCACCAAAGAACAAAUUGACAACCUAGCGAUGAGGAAUUUUGGUGAGAGCGAUGCUCUGAAAACCUGUAGUGUGUGUAUUACAGAGUACACGGAAGGCAACAAGCUCCGUAAAUUGCCUUGUUCGCACGAGUAUCACGUCCACUGCAUUGAUCGCUGGUUAUCAGAAAAUUCCACUUGUCCCAUUUGUCGCAGAGCAGUCUUAGCUUCUGGUAACAGAGAGAGUGUUGUCUAAAUGAGAUCUGAAUUUAUGGCCAAGCAGCUAGUGUGAUAGUGAUGGGCAAAGAAGUCACUUCCUUUAUGGCCACUUUUUGAGUGGUACCUCAGUGUAUAGUAAUGACUUGGAGUGCAUCUUCCCUCAUGAAAGCAUUUUCUCUGAAUUCAAGCUUUUAAAAUUGGAAAAUUUCUUUAAUUAGGGUUUUCAAGAUCUAGUUGGUUUGGGUGUUAAAUUUCACUUGUCCAAAGACUUCUACCCACUUAAAAAUAUUUUUUUUUUCUUUGUGAAGAGUAUUAAGUUCUUUCCCCAACCCAGCCCCUGCCAUCCCAGUCCAAUAAACAUUUUGUCCUCAAGGUUGUGCUUAUGAGGAGUUCUUUGAGAAGUCAUCCCAGCUAAAUGUACAUGAGACGUAGAGGAAUUUUUGCAAGAAAUCCAACUAUCUGAAAAAAUAAUAUGAACUUAAUUGCACACUUGAACAUACUUUUAAUUUUCAUACUGGGUUAAUAUUGGACAUGUCUGUGUAAAUAACACUAAUGUUAGCCCUUUCCCCAUCACUAUGGCACGCUGUAGGAUGAGCUGUUAGCUUAAUUGGGAUAUUUAUCUUGUUGUGGAAAUAUAAGAAUUGCCUAUGCUUGUUUAAAUAAAAAAAAUCUGUUUUAAAAUUGUAAAGCUUUUUUGUAGAAGCUCAGUACUUUUCCAAUGCACUGUUGUACUAACGCAUUAAGAAUUAAAAUUGUACCAUGCUUAGAAAUCAAGAAUGCUUUUCAUACAAAACCCACCACACAGACAGCAAACUAAAUACAAGAGAGCUGCUUUUGUAACUGUGUACCUGUCAAGAGCAGUGCAUAUCUGUACUAUUUAUGUGAACAGCUACUGUAAUAUAAAAACAGUUGAAUUAGACAUCUUAAUUGCAUUAAAAAAACGGAAAUUAAAUG
Molecule: messenger RNA, 2716 nt
Organism: Pygoscelis adeliae (Adelie penguin)
Lineage: Eukaryota; Metazoa; Chordata; Aves; Sphenisciformes; Spheniscidae
Gene: RLIM
Product: ring finger protein, LIM domain interacting
Exons: 3
Coding region: 12-1799 (595 amino acids)
Biological process (GO): ubiquitin-dependent protein catabolic process; protein ubiquitination; random inactivation of X chromosome
Cellular component (GO): nucleoplasm; cytoplasm
Molecular function (GO): ubiquitin protein ligase activity
Source: RefSeq, a predicted model, not a curated record